Molecule: messenger RNA, 2978 nt
Organism: Cyprinus carpio (common carp)
Lineage: Eukaryota; Metazoa; Chordata; Actinopteri; Cypriniformes; Cyprinidae
Gene: lonp2
Product: lon peptidase 2, peroxisomal
Biological process (GO): protein targeting to peroxisome; protein processing; protein catabolic process
Cellular component (GO): peroxisomal matrix
Molecular function (GO): ATP binding; serine-type endopeptidase activity; ATP-dependent peptidase activity
Source: RefSeq, a predicted model, not a curated record
CGUCUAUCCAGGCCCUGCAAAAUGUCAUCAAACAGUGGUAUUCAAAUCCCCAGCCGACUGCCUCUGCUGUUGCCUCAUGAGAUGGAGUGCUGUUACCCGGCCUCGACCAUGAGAAUCAGCGUCGACACGGCGAGAAACAUGCAGCUAGUCAAGAGCAGACUGCUGAAGGGAACCUCGCUAAAAAAAAGCACCAUCAUCGGGGUUAUUCCUAACACCAGAGACCCCGAGCACGACAGCGAUGAGCUCCCGUCCUUACAUAGGUUGGUGUGUGCUGGGUUAUAUAUACAGUUGUAUGGCAGCAACUGGCCGAAACCGCACUACACACUCUGCAUAAUUACGGGGUUGUGUCGCUUUCGUUGUGAACCAAGGCUCGAGGAGAGAACACCCUUCCUCGUGGCAGAGGUGGAACAGCUAGACAAACUGGAGCUGGUCACAGAAGGAGAUCAGGCUGAUGGAGAGCUGGGGGAGCUGUCACAGAGGUUCUAUCAGGCAGCUGUACAGGUCAACUGGUUGGGAAUGCUGGACAUGUCAGUGCCUGUGGUGGCUAAACUCAGGCGGCUGUUGGACAGUCUCCCUAAAGAAACCCUGCCGGAUGUCCUGGCCUCCAUGAUCGAGACUUCCAACAAAGAGAAACUGCAGGUGCAGGCAAUACCUUGGAGAGAACGGUUAAAGAGAGGCCUUCCCUUACUCACCAGACACAUGGAGGGGCUAAAGUUGCUGCAAAAGACCCGCAAACUCAGACCUGAUAGGGGGUUGGCCAUCCGUAAAGGUGGGUAUUCAGCAGGCCGUCAGUUCUAACGUGAGGAGGGGGAGGACGAGUGUGAUGACACAGCUGUGCGGAGAAGAAAGUGAAGGGCGGUGCACUAUGCUGUGAAGCAGACACUGCGUGUGUGUCUCAAGGAAGCUAAAAACGGUCUUAAUUGCCCACAGUCCAUGCCAGAAUAUGCCCUCACCCGCAAAUACCUGGAGAUGAUGGUAGAACUUCCAUGGAGCAAAAGCUUACAGAUUGCUCUGGAUAUCCGGGCGGCACGGGUGAUGUUGGAUAAUGAUCAUCAUGCCAUGGCGAAGCUGGAAAGAAGGGUGCUGGAGUAAUUUGGCUGUGCGGUAGCUCAAGAGCACUUUUUUAAGGGCCCUAUACUGUGUUUUGUGGGACCCCCUGGUGUGGGAAAGACCAGCGUUGGGCGUGUCCAUCGCCAAGCACGUCUUGGUCGAGAGUCUUCCAUCGCAUUGCCUUGGGGGGGAGUCUUUGAUCAGUCUGACAGCUCGCGGACCACAGGAACCGUUAGGCCGUGUGUCCACCAAAGGGUUUUAAGCCAGCUGAAAAUGCCACGUGCUCUUUUGAAAAUGCCUGCUUUGGACGACUUUUUAGAGCACUUUGGAGGCCUUAAUGGAAUGAUAAAUGAUGACAAUGUUUUGGACCCAGAGCAGAACCACAGCUUCACCGACCAUUAUCUCAACGUCCCAUUUGACCUCUCACAAGUCCUCUUCAUCGCCACAGCAAACAACACGGCCACCAUUCCUCCUGCCUUACUGGACAGAAUGGAAGUCCUGCAGGUGCCAGGAUACACCCAGGAGGAGAAGGUAGAAAUCGCCCAUCGGCACCUGAUCCCUCAUCAGCUGGAGCAGCAUGGACUGACCCCACAACAGCUCCAGAUCCCACAGGACACCACAAAGGAUAUAAUCAGUAGGUACACACGGGAGGCAGGCGUGCGCUCUUUGGAGAGGAAGAUCGGGGCCAUCUGUCGAGCAGUGGCUGUGAAGGUCGCUGAAGGUCAUAAGGUCUCUAGAGCAGAGUCCCCCGCUGAACAACAUGCAGAGCAGAAUACAGAGAACAAGGAGGAGGGUUCUGGGAUAACAGCACCUCCAGAGAUGCCAAUUGUUAUUGACCCCAUUGCCCUUAAGGAUAUUCUUGGACCGCCAGUCUUUGAAAUGGAGGUAUCAGAGCGACUGACCCUACCAGGUGUGGCGAUCGGGCUGGCCUGGACUCCGAUGGGUGGAGAGAUCAUGUUUGUGGAGGCCAGUCGUAUGGAAGGAGAAGGUCAGUUGACUCUGACAGGACAGCUGGGUGAUGUCAUGAAGGAAUCAGCCCAUUUAGCUAUCGGCUGGCUCCGCAGCAAUGCCAAAACAUACCUCCUCACUAACGGCAGCGCUGAUCCUCUGGAGGGUACCGAUAUCCACUUGCACUUCCCAGCAGGUGCCGUCACCAAGGACGGACCCUCCGCUGGUGUUACCAUAGUAACCUGCCUGGCCUCGCUGUUGAGCGGGCGGCUGGUGCGCUCUGAUGUGGCCAUGACUGGAGAGAUCACUCUGAGAGGACUGGUGCUGCCGGUGGGAGGUAUAAAGGAUAAAGUAUUGGCAGCUCACAGGGCCAAUCUGAAACGAGUUAUCAUUCCCAAACGCAAUGAGAAAGAUCUGGAGGAGAUACCUCCCCAUGUGCGAGCUGACCUGGAUUUUGUUUUCGCCAGCACUUUGGAUGAAGUCCUGAAUGCGGCCUUUGAUGGCGGGUUUCCCAUGGCUGUCAGUCAUCCACAAGUUGUCAGCAAACUCUAAGACUGUAGUUGCUAAACAGACUCAUGACAACACAAGACUUUUUUUUUUUUCUUCAUAGAGGAAGCUAUGCACUUAUUGUUUGUCACCUUAAGCAUUAAAUACUAGCAAAUCAGUUUUAUUCAAGUCAAUAUUCCUUUUCCUCUAAUUAAUUUAUGAUUUAAUGACAGAUGAUUGCUGUUGACAUUAUAAGAGUAUAAUUUUGUUCCUGUAGAACUGACAACAAAAGUUGAUCUAUGUUUAUACUGUAGAUAAUUAUACAAAUGCACAGGUUUAUAAAAAAAAAUUGUGAUUUAACCAACAUAUUUAGUGUUUUUCAUCAAAUGAAAUGGAUUAAUGAGUCAAAAUUCUUAAAUACGAAGACUGGUAAAUUCGAAUAUGUUGAUAACUAGGUACAAUUUAAAGGAAUAAAUUUUGAUAUGUCCAAUGAA